Messenger RNA from Eptesicus fuscus (big brown bat), 2593 nucleotides. RefSeq names its product ribosomal protein S6 kinase B1 (gene RPS6KB1). Bases 502 to 1920 code for a protein of 472 amino acids. Lineage: Eukaryota; Metazoa; Chordata; Mammalia; Chiroptera; Vespertilionidae. The transcript is spliced from 15 exons. Gene Ontology annotation, molecular function: protein serine/threonine kinase activity; ATP binding. The record is from RefSeq and is a predicted model, not a curated record. Gene Ontology annotation, biological process: signal transduction; cellular response to insulin stimulus; protein phosphorylation.
UUCUUCCUAGGUUUCUUCUAAGAAUUUUAUAGUUUUAGCUCUUUAGGUCUGUGAUCUAUUUUGAGUUAGUUUUUUUUGUAUCGUGUAGAGUAGGGGUCAAAAGUAAUUUUUGCUUGUGGUUAUCCAAUUGUCCCAGCAUAAUUUAUUGAAAGACUUCUUUUUCCCCCAUUGAAUUUUCUUGGCAUCUCUGUAAAAAAUCAGUUGACCAUAAAUGUCAGGAUUUAUUUCUGGGCUCUCAGUUCUGUUUAAUUGACCUGUAUGUCUGUGAUAUGCCAGUACCAUACUCUCUUGAUUGCUGCUGCUUUGUAGUACGUUUUGAAAUCAGGAAGUGUCAGUCCUCCAACUUUGUUCUCCUUUUUCAAAAUUGUUUUGCCUGUUUUGGUUACCUUGCUUUUUGUGCAUUUUAGGAUCAGCUUGUCAACAUCUGCAAGAAAGGAACCUAGGAUUUGGAUAAGAUUGAGUUGAAUCUAUAGGCCAAUUUGGGGUCAGUUAAAUGAAAGCAUGGACCAUGGGGGAGUUGGACCAUAUGAACUUGGCAUGGAACAUUGUGAAAAAUUUGAAAUCUCAGAAACUAGUGUGAACAGAGGGCCAGAAAAAAUCAGACCAGAAUGUUUUGAGCUACUUCGGGUACUUGGUAAAGGGGGCUAUGGAAAGGUUUUUCAAGUACGAAAAGUAACAGGAGCAAAUACUGGAAAAAUAUUUGCCAUGAAGGUGCUUAAAAAGGCAAUGAUAGUAAGAAAUGCUAAAGAUACAGCUCAUACAAAAGCAGAACGGAAUAUUCUGGAGGAAGUAAAGCAUCCCUUCAUUGUGGAUUUAAUUUAUGCCUUUCAGACCGGUGGAAAACUCUACCUCAUCCUUGAGUAUCUCAGCGGAGGAGAAUUAUUUAUGCAGUUAGAAAGAGAGGGAAUAUUUAUGGAAGACACAGCCUGCUUUUACUUGGCAGAAAUUUCCAUGGCUUUGGGGCAUUUACAUCAAAAGGGGAUCAUCUACAGAGACCUGAAGCCGGAGAAUAUCAUGCUUAAUCACCAAGGUCAUGUGAAACUAACAGACUUUGGACUAUGCAAAGAAUCUAUUCAUGAUGGAACAGUCACACACACAUUUUGUGGAACAAUAGAAUACAUGGCCCCUGAAAUCUUGAUGAGAAGUGGCCACAAUCGUGCUGUGGAUUGGUGGAGUCUGGGAGCAUUAAUGUAUGACAUGCUGACUGGAGCACCACCGUUCACUGGGGAGAAUAGAAAGAAAACAAUUGACAAAAUCCUCAAAUGUAAACUCAAUUUGCCUCCCUACCUCACACAAGAAGCCAGAGAUCUGCUUAAAAAGCUGCUGAAAAGAAAUGCUGCUUCUCGUCUGGGAGCUGGUCCUGGGGAUGCUGGAGAAGUUCAAGCUCAUCCAUUCUUCAGACAUAUUAACUGGGAAGAAUUGCUGGCUCGGAAGGUGGAGCCCCCCUUUAAACCUCUGUUGCAAUCUGAAGAGGAUGUGAGUCAGUUUGAUUCAAAGUUUACACGUCAGACACCUGUUGACAGCCCAGAUGACUCGACUCUCAGUGAAAGUGCCAACCAGGUCUUUCUGGGUUUUACAUAUGUGGCUCCAUCUGUACUUGAAAGCGUGAAAGAAAAGUUUUCCUUUGAACCAAAAAUCCGAUCACCGCGAAGAUUUAUUGGCAGCCCACGAACACCUGUCAGCCCAGUCAAGUUUUCUCCUGGGGAUUUCUGGGGAAGAGGUGCUUCAGCCAGCACAGCAAAUCCUCAGACGCCGGUGGAAUACCCAAUGGAAACAAGCGGAAUAGAGCAGAUGGAUGUGACGAUGAGUGGGGAAGCUUCAGCCCCACUUCCAAUACGACAGCCGAACUCCGGGCCAUACAAAAAACAAGCUUUUCCCAUGAUCUCCAAACGACCAGAGCACCUGCGUAUGAAUCUAUGACAGAGCAAUGCUUUUACUGAAUUUAAGGCAAAAAAAGGUGGGGAGAGGAUUUAUGAUUAUCCUUCAGGGUGAAACAAGAAGACUGAAAAUGACAGUCUCAAAGAGUCAAUGUCGUUACAUAGAACACUUUGGACAGAGGAAAAAUAAACCUGGAUUUUUAAAAAUCAAUCAAUGGUGCAAAAAAAAUAACUUAAGCAAAAUAGUAUUGCAGAACUCCGAGGCACAUCAAUUAAUUGAUUCCUAGCAACAUCUUCUCAGCAUUAUCAAGGAUUUUCAUGUUGAUGGCUCAAAACUGACAGUAUUAAGGAUAGGAUGUUGCUUUUGAAUCACUGUUGAGUUCUGAUUUGUGUCAAGGAAGGGUUAUCCUUUCACUAGGCAAAGUAUGAAGCUGCCUGUCAUACUUGCAACCAAGGACAAAUUAGCAUGCAAGCUUGGUCAAACUUUCCAGCAACAUGGAAUCAAAGACAAACUUAUCGAUUGAUGUUUUACGUGCAAACAACCCGAAUCUUUUUUUUAUAUAAAUAUAUAUUUUUCAAAUAGACUUUUGAUUCUGCUCAUCAUGGAAAACAUCCCAAACUUCAAAUCCGAAAUUUUUGGUUGGCGUGAAGAAAGCUAGACAAGUUCUGUUUCUUCUCUUGGUGAAAUAAUAAAAAUGCAAAUGAAUCAUUGUUAA